Messenger RNA from Drosophila eugracilis, 1281 nucleotides. Its product is annotated as glycine-rich cell wall structural protein. The transcript is spliced from 2 exons. The coding region runs from base 81 to 1121 and encodes 346 amino acids. NCBI's taxonomy places the organism in Eukaryota, Metazoa, Arthropoda, Insecta, Diptera, Drosophilidae. The record is from RefSeq and is a predicted model, not a curated record.
AUCAUCAGUUGGCUUCCAGCUUCCUCUUCUGCUACGUGAAGUUCCACAGUUUUCAAACCCCAAGCAAGAAACUUCCAGCAAUGAAGAUCUUCGUGUGUCUCCUGGCUACUUUGGUUGCCACCUCAUCGGCUGGCUUCAUUGGAGGAUCCGGCGGCGGCGGCGGCGGCGGCGGCGGUGGCUACAGCUAUGGAAUCGGUUCUGGAGGAGGCGGCGGCGGCGGCCACCAGGAAGUGAAAACCAUCCAGGUCAUUCACCAGGAAGGUGGCGGCUACUCUGGCGGCGGUCAUGGAGGAUACUCCGGCGGUGGCCACCAGGAAGUUAAGACCGUUAAGGUUAUCCAUCAGGAAGGUGGCGGUCAUGGCGGUGGCUAUUCCGGCGGUUACUCUGGCGGUCACGGAGGCUACUCUGGCGGCGGCCAUCAGGAGGUUAAGACCGUUAAGGUCAUCCAUGAGGAAGGACAUGCUUUGGGCGGCGGCGGCGGUUAUGCUGGUGGCUUCUCUGGCCACGGACACGGACAUGGUGGUGGCCAUCAGGAAGUGAAACUCGUCAAGGUUAUCCAUGAGGAGGGCGGUCAUGGUCAUGGACAUAGCGGUGGCUACUCCCACGGCGGAUUCUCUGGCGGUCACCAGGAGGUUAAGACUGUGAAGGUGAUUCACCAGGAGUCUGGCGGUCAUGGCGGUUACUCUGGCGGUGGUCAUGGAGGCUAUUCCGGCGGUGGUCAUGGAGGAUACUCCGGCGGUGGUCACCAGGAGGUGAAGACCGUCAAGGUUAUCCAUGAAGAAGGACAUGCUCUGGGCGGCGGUGGCGGUUAUGCCGGUGGCUUCUCUGGCCAUGGACACGGACACGGUGGUCAUGAGGAGGUUAAGGUCGUGAAGGUCAUCCACGAGGAGGGCGGUCACAGCCACGGCGGUCACGAUCAUGGCCAUGGUGGUCAUUCGCACGGUGGAUUCGAGGAGGUCAAGACCAUUAAGGUCAUUCACGAGGAGGGUGGCCAUGCCCAUGGCGGCCAUGGACCUGCCCCCAUCAUUAGCAACGAAUACCUGCCACCCAGCAAUGAGUACCUGCCUCCAGUAUCUGCCCCUCAGCCUGGCUACCUGCCACCCUCUUCCAGCUGGAAGUAAAGUCUCAUUCCAUUCCAUUUGAGCCAUACUGAUCCUUGAGAGCUUUUUGUUAAGUAGUUUUAAGCCUUCUUUUUUUUCCUACCCAUAUUUUUUUUUACUGUUAUACCCAUCUAAACUCACUUGUUAGAAAAAAUAUAGAAACCAUUUUGUAAAUUAUAAA